This is a messenger RNA of Arabidopsis lyrata subsp. lyrata, 1081 nucleotides long. RefSeq names its product putative F-box protein At3g23960. The record is from RefSeq and is a predicted model, not a curated record. NCBI's taxonomy places the organism in Eukaryota, Viridiplantae, Streptophyta, Magnoliopsida, Brassicales, Brassicaceae.
GAAAUCUAUUGCUAGAUGUCGUUGCUUAUCAAAGUACUGGGCCUCCGUAUUUUGCGAUCAACAUUUCACAGAGUUGUUUAUGAGAAAUUCUUCUCUUCGCCCGCAGCUCUUAUUCGCGUGCGCACACGAGGAUUGGUUCUUCUUAUUCUCCUCACAUCAGCCUCAAAACCUUGAUGAGGACUUGGGUGCUAUAACUGCGGAUCUUCUUACUAAUGUCCCUCAUGCCUAUGAAGUCAAGGGUCCUGUCAACGGUUUGUUCUGUCUUAAACGUCACCCGCCAGAUAAUCCAUCAGUAUCAAAUUAUUACGCCAAGGAGCAUCAAUGUAAGGAUCGAGUAUCAAGUUCUACCACUAGGAACUGAAAGAAAAUCAUGGAGGAUGAUUCAAUGCUGCAAACCCCAUGUUCCUCAUGGUAGUGAAAUAUGCAUCAACGGUGUUUUGUAUUAUACUACGGUCGAAAAAGAGUCUUUAAUGGUAACUACGGUAGUUUGCUUUGAUAUUAGCUCUGAAAAGUUCAGCUUUAUGAAAGUCACGGAAACUUUCAAUAGAGAUCUGCCUAGGUCAACAACUAUGAUAAACUACAAUGGCAAAUUAGGUUUGUUGAUGGCUGAAGAUAACGAUAUUGUUAGUGGAACAAGUAAAAGUUUCGAGUUGCGGGUCCUAGAAGACGCUGGAAAACAUGAAUGGUCAACACAUGUAUACAUGUUGCCUCCUUUGUGGAAGAAUCUAGUUGGAGAAGAGACCAACCUACGGUUUCUUGGAUUGAAAGGCACCAAUGAAAUUGUGUUGUCGUGCAAGUACCCAUCUACAUUUAUGCCUUCCUACGUCUUCUACUACAACAUCGAGAGAAACACGAUCAGAAGACUUCAAAUCCAAGGAAUGGAAGAGUUUAACGGUAAGCGCUGUUACAUCUAUCUAAACCAUGUAGAGAACAUUAAGCUUAUUCAAGCAUAUUAGUAUUUUACAACUUGAGAUAUAGGCUAUUAAGUUCUAAUCAUAGGGAUCAUUUAGUCCUUAUCUUUUUCUUAUGUAUUGUUCUCCAUUUCACGAUAAUAAUAUAUACAUUAUUUUUAUUUCUAUUU